Molecule: messenger RNA, 1599 nt
Organism: Quercus robur (English oak)
Lineage: Eukaryota; Viridiplantae; Streptophyta; Magnoliopsida; Fagales; Fagaceae
Product: tRNA-specific adenosine deaminase TAD1
Exons: 10
Coding region: 55-1338 (427 amino acids)
Biological process (GO): adenosine to inosine editing; RNA processing
Cellular component (GO): nucleolus; cytoplasm
Molecular function (GO): double-stranded RNA adenosine deaminase activity; double-stranded RNA binding; tRNA-specific adenosine deaminase activity
Source: RefSeq, a predicted model, not a curated record
AUACCUUUGAGAAAAUGAGACAGUUCUGGAUUUUGCUUUGAGCUUUGAAGUUUGAUGGCAGAGGCAGAGGCAGAGGCGGAGAAGAAGUGGGGAGAGAAAGUUUCAGACGAAGUGUUGUCUGUAUACAAGUCUCUCCCAAAGAAAGGAAAGCCUCAGGGACGCGAAGUCACUGUCUUGGCUGCUUUUCUCCUCUCCUCUCCUUCUCAAAAUGAUUUGGAAGUUGUGGCAUUGGGAACUGGGACAAAGUGUAUAGGCCGCUCUCUCUUGAGCCCUCGUGGUGAUAUUCUCAAUGACUCGCACGCUGAAAUUAUUGCACGCAGAGCUUUGCUCAGGUUUUUCUAUGCACAGAUUCAAUGUCUUACUCAAUUUUAUAAUGUGCAAAAUCAUAUUGAUGGAAGCACAAUAUUGCAAGGUGGUGAUAUCGACAGCUUGCCCUUUCAAUUAGACACAAAUAAUCUAGGCCAAGGAAAAUACAAAAUGAAACCGGGCUGGCAAUUACACCUCUACAUAUCACAACUACCAUGUGGGGCUGCAUCACUUGAUUUUCCAUUGUCUCCUCUUAAAACUAACCUGCCAAGAGAAAGGGGUUCACAAUCAUGUUUGGGUGAUCUUGACAAUUCCACAAGUGAACCCUUGGAGGAUUCGGUAAAGAAUAAUGGUGAUACUCCAAAACUUAUUGGCUCGGUUCAAAGAAAGCCUGGUCGUGGUGAUACAACAUUGUCAGUUAGCUGCUCUGACAAGAUAGCUCGUUGGAAUGUUGUGGGAGUUCAAGGGGCUCUGCUUUCCUACUUUCUUCAACCUGUUUACCUUUCUUCUGUUACCGUUGGGGGAUCCCCUAACAGUCCUGAAAAGUUUCUCUUAGAGGAUUGCUUGAAAAGAGCUAUAUAUGAUCGAAUCCAACCAUUUUCAAGUGAGCUAAUGAGUCCCUUUCAAGUGAACCAGCCACAAUUCUGGGCAGCCCCAAUACCACCAAAGGAGUUUCAACAUUCUGAAACAGCUUUGAGCACUUUAACAUGCGGGUAUUCGAUUUGUUGGAAUGAAGCUGGUUUGCAUGAAGUCAUUCUCGGAACCACUGGAAGAAAGCAAGGCACCUCUGCCAAAGGAGCACUUUCUCCAUCUACUGAGUCCUCUCUGUGCAAAAAGCGAUUAUUGGAGAUUUUCUUGUCACUAGGACACGAAUGCCAAACCAAAGAUCCAGCCAAUGAGAUUUCUUAUCGAGCACUCAAGGAGAGGGCUCAGGAAUACAACUUGACUUCAAAAAUUUUUAAAGGAAGACCGCCUUUUAGCAAUUGGCUAUUGAAACCGGAGGACUAUGAAGCCUUCUCCAUUUUCAGAUAGUAAGGUGAGAUAUGUGCUACUUAGUCUGCAAUUCUGUAGCACAUUAGUGAGAGAUGGUAAAUUGUUCUAAAUUAAUUGUUGGUGAGAUAAUAAAUAGUUCUAGAUGAAUUGGCGAGUGCAUAACCCUGUCUUCAAUGUGAAAUGGAAGUUAGAGGUGUCACAUUUUUUCUUUUAGGCCAUUCAGAGUAUGAAAGCAGAUAGACAAAAACUUGAGGAAGCUAAGGUAACUGCUUGCAAUGUUAUAACUGCUCUUCCAGUUUA